This is a messenger RNA of Sorghum bicolor (sorghum), 1437 nucleotides long. RefSeq names its product E3 ubiquitin-protein ligase EL5. Lineage: Eukaryota; Viridiplantae; Streptophyta; Magnoliopsida; Poales; Poaceae. The record is from RefSeq and is a predicted model, not a curated record. The coding region runs from base 377 to 1048 and encodes 223 amino acids. The transcript has a single exon.
AACCCAGCUCAGAGCCAUUGUACACCCAUGAUGAGGCCAAAAGAGCCAAAAGCUACCUCCCCCGCUUCUACCUUCUAUAAACCUCCUCCACGCCACCUUCCUCCUUCCUCAUUUGCAAACAUUCUUCUUUGCUGCUGCCUUUUCCUCUCUCCUUCAUAUCUCUCGUUUUAUUUCCUACUACUUUUUUCCUUAGAGAUCGCUCGAUCUUUGUGAUCUUUUUCUUCCCAAUUCGAUUUUGCAAACUUGAUCAUCUUCUUUAUUGCGUAGUAGACGCGUUGACAGUUUCUUAAAUCCUCUUUUAAGUUGCGUGGUUUAUGCACAGCAUUGGCAGCUUCUCUCUUCUGUUUGGGUUGUGCAUCUCGUCGGCGCAGAAGCCAUGUCCACGGUCGGGAGCGGCAGCCUUAGCCCGCCGGCCGCGGCGGCGUCGUCGCCGCCGGCGGUGGUGGAGGACACGAGCAGCCACUGGGCGCCGCACGGGCCGGUGCUGACGGCCUGCGUCGUGGGCAUCAACGUGCUCAUGAUCCUCCUCAUCUUCUUCUUCUUCUGGCGCUACUUCUCCGGGAAACGGCGGGGACCGUCGUCCGCGUCAUCCGGCGACGACGACGGCGCGUCGUCAUCCGCGUCGCUGCCCGUGGCCUCCCCAUGGGCAUGGGCGGCGUCCCGCCACCAGCGGCGCAGCAGCAAGGACCACGGCCCGCAGCCGGUGGACGACGUGGCGUCGGCGCUGCCCGUGUACGUGUACUCCAGCAGCGCCGGCGGUGGCGGCGAAGGCGAAGGCGGGGGGAGCGGGAACGGGAAGGCCCCCGAGUGCGCGGUGUGCAUCGUGGAGCUCCGCGACGGCGACUCGGCGCGCCUCCUCCCGCGCUGCGGCCACCGGUUCCACGCCGACUGCGUCGGCGCGUGGCUGCGGCUCCACGCCACGUGCCCGCUUUGCCGCGCCAGCGUCGUGCCGCCACCCAGAGCGGCGGCGGCGGCGGCUGACGAUGAGUCCAUGGACGACGCCAAGGACGACGGCGGCAGCGGCGGCGGCGCGGAUUGUCCGGUGUGAGGCGCUGUGACGGCGCUGACUGCUCUGGCAGUGCCAGGCAAGGCAAGCAGGCGGAGCACGUAAGCGGCGGAUGGUGAUGGUGGCAGGCAUCUUUCGGCGUUGGUGUCCUUGUCUGCGCUCGAUAGCAGCAGCAGCAUAUGCUGAUGAGUGAUGAGUGAGUGCAUGCAUGCUCCAGGUGACCGACCAGCAGCUGGAAAUUACUAGUAAAAGGACAGGUAGGUGGAGACGUUCGUCGCGGUUCCUCCCCGUUCUGUUGUGUUAAUUAAGUUUCUUAAUUGUCAGGGAUUAUUACGGAAUAUAGGUAUAUGGAGUCAUAUAAAAGUACAUGUAUGUGAGAUGCUUAUAUGAUUAUUGGAUUUUGUGAUGAGAUACAAGUAUGUUUUUUUUUU